AUCACACUUGAACACGGUUCCGUGAUACUUAAAUCUCUUCGCUUAAACAAUUGCUUCAGUGAUUUUCUAUUAAUAUGUAGGGCGUACUGGGAAGACUUUCUUAGGACCAAUGUCUCAAUCUUUGCAUUACUAAUUCUCAUCCUUGUUUUAAAGCACUCAGCAGCAAGUUCAACAGAAAUACCAGUUUGGUGCCUGGGGUAAGACCACGAAAAACUGCAAUAUGAAAAGGGUUCGAAAGAAUAAUCAUACUGCACCGUCCGUCGCGCAGUUUAGCGAGGGUUGCAUUCGGACCUUAGCUACAGAGGUCAGUUCCAAAAAUAUAUUGUAGUCUUCUCCCAAUGCCAGUACAACCAACAAUAAGUUUGCAACUUGUUCUGGGAGGCGUGGAGUGGGAACACAAAGAAUGCGUGUCCCCCCCCCCCCGAAGUGAGUUCAGGAGGGAACAACUGUUAGUGAUUGGGAUUUGGAAUGUCACAACUCUUACGGGUAAAGAGCGGGAACUAAUGGAGAAAGCCAAACGCUACUGGUUAGAUAUAAUCAGUGUCUCCUCUACAAGGUUCAGUGGUUCAAGUACCGUAGAUUUUGGUGGAGGUUGCAAACUAAUCUAUGCAGGUGUGGUGCCAACUAUGUUUGCAUAGCUAAGCACAAGCACUCGGCUGUCGGAUUGUGUUAUGGAGUGGAUUUCAGCUUAAGCUGAAAGAAGGCCCGCUGUGGUUCUUGCAGAUAUAUACACCAAAUACAAAUCCUUCCUUGACGAAGUUACUGCAGUUUUAGAUGUAGUUAAGACCUAGCCAUUUGUCCUACAAGGAGAUUUCGAUGCAGACGUUGGCUGUGACGGCAGUGAUGAUAAAAUUAGUGUUGUCCACGCAGUACCUUGUAGUUAUCUCCCUUAUCUGUCCUCUACUCUGUUUGCUGAAGUUAAAAACACAUCGGACCUUAUUUUAGGCUAUUAUUAACUAAGAUCCCAAGGGAACUUCAUUAAAUACUACUGCAAAAAAACUACAUGAUCAUCUUAUAUUGGCAGCUGAAUUAAAAUUAAGACUACUUUGUCUGUUCACACAUCUUGAGCUCAUAUGAACCUUCAUUUAUGUUCUGUCUGAACUGCCAAGAGGAAGCUGAAUUGCCAUUUGAAGAUGUAACCUGGAACAAUGGUGAAUUACUGAAGCAGCAACUUUAAGAUGUAGAUUGUCAACGUUCCUUAAACUGAAGUGGACAGGACAUCAUCUCUCAGGACUAACUGGUGUCAAUGUACAGUUAUUUUGUGUGAUCUGACCAACACAGUUUCAACUAGAAUAUCAUCACCCACCCUAUAAAAAUGGAGUAUAACAGUGACAUGUCUAAUGAGGCAUUUACUGAAAACUGUCAGUCUACCAGUCAGGAAGGAAGUCCAUUAGGUAUGAAAACGUUUCGUGACAUAUCUGACGAGUCGUUUCUUGAGAAUAGUCAGUCUGCAAAUCACAAAGGCUCUCCGUCAAGUGAGAAAUCAUCUGAUAGUGAAAUGUCUGAUAUGACUUUGCCUGAGAAGAAUAAGUCUAGCAACUACAAGCAAGCUGGGUCAGAUGAGAAAACAUCCGACAGCGAUACGUUAGAGAAGGCAUAUCCAGUGAAGAGUGGCUUGGGAAAUCAGAAAGACUCCACUCAGUCUGAUGAAGAGGAAAGUUUUAAUAGUGAAAUAUCUGGGAAGGCAUUUCCAGGGGACAGUAAUUUAAUCGCAAACAACAAACAAACUGAGUUGGAUAAGGAGACAUCUGAAAGAGAUUUGUCUCAAGAGCCAUUCCCUGAGAACAGCCUGCUGACCAAUAACAAAGAGAUUCUCAUAUCUGGGAAGACAUUUGAUGCAGAUUUUGUUGCUAAGACACUUCUUGAGAGCAGUAAAUUAACCACCUUCAAGAAACAGAUGCCCUUGACAGAGAAAGCAUUCUACUGUGAAUUUUGUGGCAAAUCUUUUUCUCAGAAUUGUAAGUUGACUCGGCACAAGCGUAUUCAUACUGGAGAGAAACCAUUUCAUUGCGAAUUCUGUGGUAAAGCAUUUUCACGGAAUUGCCAUUUGUCCGACCACAGAAGAGCACACACUGGAGAAAAGCCGCACUUAUGUGAGGUUUGUGGUAAAGCAUUUUUACGACCAUGUGAUUUAUCCCUUCAUGUACGUACUCAUACUGGAGAAAAACCCUACGAAUGUGAUAUUUGUGGGAAAAAAUUCUCAUUUAAGAGUACUUUCCAAUGUCACAAGCUAACUCAUGCGAAAGUGAAGCCUUUUUGUGACAUUUGCGGCAAAAUAUUCUCUCUAAAACGUAAUUUAAUGCGUCAUAGAUAUAUCCACUUCAGGGAGGGAACGUUUGAAUGUGAUAUAUGUAAUAAGAUUUUCUCUGAUGAAGCCUCGUUACUUCAACACAAAGUGAUUCAUGAUGAUGGCAAAGACCUUACUCUCGGUGUGUUUGAUAAAUCAUUUUCUAAAGACUGUGAUGAUGUCCCCCUCAAAGAAGAUAUUUCUACUGAGAAGUCAUCAUUCCAUUGCAAAGCAUGUGGCAAGGAAUUCUCUGAAAAGAAUGCUUUUAUAGAACACAAAGAUAGCCAAUGUAACGAGAAGCCCUACAGCUGUGACAUAUGUGCCAGGUCAUUUGAUUGUAGUAGUAAAUUAGAGGCUCACAAGGAAAAACACACAGGAAAUCGGCCCUUCCAUUGUGAGAUCUGUAACAGGGCUUUCUCUGACAUAACUUAUUUACAACGCCAUAAAAUUAAUCAUGCCGAAAAGAAGCCAUUUCCAUGUGAAAUCUGCGGUCGAUCUUUCUCUCAGAGUCACGUCCUUGUUUCUCACAGACGUACUCACACUGGUGAGAAACCAUACCAGUGUGAAGUUUGUGGUAAAAACUUCUCUCGGAAAGACUAUCUGUCCUGCCAUCGACGGGUACACACAGGUGAGAAGCCAUAUGUGUGUGAAAUUUGUGGUAAAGCUUUCACCCGUAACGAUUAUUUAUCAAUUCACCGACGUUCUCAUGCCGAGGAGAAAGCUUUCCCUUGUGAAAUUUGUGGUGUUGAGUUCUUUCAAUAUAACCAGUUGGUUGAACACAGACAGCUUCACAUUGAAGCAAAUGCUGGACAAUUUCAGUUGGACACCAGUGAAGCGGUCCCUGAAGCUGAUAAUUUACCUCCGACACAUUCCGAGAACCGCGUCAUCGAACCCAUAAAAUUUGAUAUUGAUUACAACAUAUUUUUCUAGAGUCGAUUCCUCUAUCACCUUACCGAGAAAAUAGGAUAAUGAUGUUGCCCUCUAGAGAGCAUCAUUCUAAAAGUAACAUUCUAGGAGUCCCAAUUUCAACUAAUUCUCCUCAGCUCCUGAAUAAUUAACUUGGUAACACAUUUAUGAAUCAACACAGCUGGUUUAAAUUAAACCAUCUUUCUCUACUUUACCCUCAUCCUUGAAGAACUAUGUUAAAUGAUAUCAGAUAUUAAGCAUGUAAGAACGAAGGAUGACAAGAUUUUUAAGUGUUUCCAUGGCAAACAUCGAGGAAAAAUUUUUCUACCUACCUGGUGAGGUAAUAGUAUCAUCUACCUACUCAUAGUUGUGCCAUUGUCUACCCAGAUCUGAAGCAAUAUCCAUUAUAUUUACUGUUUAUAAGAAAAUCCUUCAAAAAUAAGUAACAUUUCUGGUGUGAAACCUCAUUGCAAAGAAUAUCUUUGUCGUGGAUCAGUUGGUAAGGCAUCUACCUCGCAAACAGUCAGGGUACUUUCUACUCCCCCUAACUGACAACAAUAUCAACAACAUAACAUUAACUACUAACUAUGAACCACGUACUAAUGUUUGAGGGUUCUAAACUUCAUGGUUCUGAUCAGUAUUCAAGCUUAGAGGCAAAGAACAUUAUAAUAAUAUAGGAUUUGGGUAAGGUAGAGGUGUGGCAUGGAUAAACAAAAGUACAUCUUUGAGGCUGUCAUGUUGGAGAACUGGCAGAGAAGUUGAGUUGCUUGGGAAACAUCUCAUCGAGUUUAACUACAACCACAUGACCUUCAGCAAUCCUUUUUCCACCCCACUUUUUUGAACUUCUGAAAAAUAAAAAAAAAAAACUUUUCACCUUGCAACCUUUCUUACUGAACAUUUGUAUGCUUGUUGUUCAAAAUAAUAAUAAUAAUAAUUAUAACAACGACAACAAUAAUCCAAUAAUCAUAUAUAUAUAUGUAUAUAUAUAAAUAUAUAUAAUGUAUGUAUGUAUAUAUAUAUAUAUGUAUGUAUAGUAAACUAUAGUAGUAGUAGUAAUAGUAUUAAUAAUAAUAAUAAUAAUAAUAAUAAUAGAAAGAUUGAUCAAAAUUUAAAUGUAUCGAAUCUGGAAAAAGAAGUUUUUUUGUUAUUUUAAUUUUUUUUUUAAAUUAAAAAAACGUUUUUGGAACAAAAUGGUAUUCUUCCUCUCCUAGUGGCGGCAUCUUUCAGCAAGUUGAUAAAUGAGAUGUCUCUCCUCCCUCCACCAUCACCACCCACAACAACAAUUACUCCACCCCACUCUUAAGUCCAGUCUGUGUCUCUGCCUACAAGUCUCAACAAGGGGUGGGAUUAACUCAUUACUGUGCCACACCCCAUUUCACAGCCCACCACUACCAUCUCGCUUGUAAUUCAUACUUCAAUAUUGGUGGGCAGGUAUUUUAGACUACCAAUUGGAGGUGGAUGAAUUGUGUGGCUUAGGGCUGGGAAGUGGCAGAACCCCCUCCCCCCAUAUAACUCUUCCAUUCAUGGAAUGGAUCUUAACAGUAUUCCCUUCCCACAACAUGCACCCACACUUUUUUUUUCUUAAUUAAUUUUUGGAGACGGGUAAUGACAAUGAAACAAUAAACCACUGACCUCCCUCCCCUGUCAUUUGAGAAUGGAUAUUAGAGCUCACUCACUCCAUUAUCACUUUCAUAAUAAUUUUACCUCAUGUAAUCAACAUGUAGCAAACCAGUUGCAUAUAACACACUCCCAUCAUCAUUACCUAUCUUUGACUGGCAGCCUCAUGUCUUCAUUGCUCCUCUCUCAUUCUCAAUCAUUCAUGAAGUUGGAUAAGACAGGUGACACCUGAUUUGUAAUGUCUUCUUCAGAUUUAGGCAGAAGAAAAUUUAAAAGGAAAGUCAACAUAGCAUGUAAAAUUAGUCUUGCAGAAAAUUUAUAGGAUUUUAUUUCACGGCAAAAAUAUAUGAAUAGCACAAAUAUAAAGAUUCAGUCCUCAAUGACAUAAUCCAAUGCUAGUAGUAAUAGAAAUAAUAAUAAUAAUAACAACAACAAUAAUAAUAAUAUCUGAUAUACAAGUACACCUUCUACUUUUUUUGUCUAUAAAUUUCUGUAACAAUGCCAUGAUAUGUAUUAUCCUCAUGAAUAUUGUUUUAAUGUCCACUUCCCAUGUUAGUAUGGGUCAGACAAGACUUAUUGAGCCAGUUUUCCUACAGCUGGAUUUCCUUCCUGUCACCGACCUUUGUUUCCUAGUAAGAUAUUUUUUCCCCUGGUCUUUCGAACAAUGAACUGCUCAAUGGUGGGUUUUUUGUUGUUUUUUUUUUGCAGUAGAUCUAAACAAUGACACCAUGUAUAAGUUGACAGUCACAUACAUACACACACAGACACACAUACAUAUAUAUAUAUAUCUGAUAUAUCAGGCUUCCAUACAGUUUCCAUCUACUAAUUUCACUCAUAAAGUAUUGGUCAGUCUGAGGCACUAAUAGGCCACAGUACUACAAAAUCGAAACUGAAUCCAAAACUUGGUUGUGAAGCAAUUUUCUUAACCACACAGCCAUACCUCUACCAAUAUACAUCAUGGUGUGUGUGUAUGUAUAUUAUAUACACACACACAUGCACACACUAUUUUAGAUAUAUUUAAAAGUUGUUUUUUUUAAUCUUUGAUUUUAUAUCAUAAGCCUGUGGGACAGGGUGGUGGUGGCCAUUUUAGGAUUUUCCUCUCCUUCCACUGAGAGUUUCUAAGGUUUGAAUUGGAAAGGUCAAAGUUACAUGUGGCCGAUGUUAUUUUAUAUGAAUUUAGUUGUAGGUGCAAUAUGGCUGAAUGUUUAAGAAAUCCAGUUCACAGCCACAAAGCUGUCUCAGCUUUGAUCCCACUGCAUGGCAUCUUGAGUAAAUGUCAUUUUCUAUACCUACAGACAUAUCUUGUGAGUGAAAUUGGGUAGACAGAAGCUGUAUAGAAGCCUGUUGGCUGGAUUAUACCUGUAGUUUCAAAGGUACAGUCAUGUCACACUAAUUCUGCCUGUGAAUUAUGUUAUGGAUACAUGUGUCUGUGGAAUAUUCAUGUUAAUUCAACAGCAGGUCAUUCAUAAGAGCAAACAACUGCAUCCUCAUUGUCGGACAAGGGAGAUCCUCCACCACUACCACCAUCAUUUUAGGAAGUUGGUGUUUCUAAAUUAAAAACAAUCAGAUAACAUUCACCAAAGAAUAACAAAAAUGAGAUACUUAAUACAGAUGUAGAAUUUGAAUAUUUCAUUAGCGAAUAGAGUGACUGUUUUUUAUAGACAGAAACUAUGUUUCUGUCUUAUAAUGAUUAUGUGUAUGUGUAGUGUCCUGUUGCAACCUGCCUAGGUCUGUGACAUUUUAUACCUCCUGAUAUUUGAUUAGCUACCUCUAUGCCUAAGGUCUGCUGGACUAGAGCUGACCAGGCUAACAACAACAACCGCAACAAUGCCAACAACAAUAGGAAUAUAUCAAACUAUCUUAGGUUAAGAAAUACUAGCAGUAGUGAGCUAAUGAGAGUAAUACAUGAUGGAGCUCUCUAGGCCUAAAUAGCAGAGCUCUCAUGGCCCAAAUGGUCAAGCAGUUCUAGCCAAAUUGGUUGAGCACUCCUGGCCUAAAUAGUCGAACACUUUUGCCCUAAAUGAAUUUAGAGCAUUUCAUUUCAUCCCUCCACAGUCCAAGCUCAAAAUGUUGCUGGGGAUUAACUUUUCCUAUCAUCCUUCAUGGGUUGAUGAAAAACCUUUACCAGAAUUAUUGUAGGUGGCAGGGCUGGUUUGGUACGUGGGUGAUAUUUUAUGGGAUUAAAUCAAAUGGAUUAUGUCCCCUUUUUUCCUUUUCCUCCCACUAGAAAAAUUGGCUUGGGAACCUCCUUGUCAAAAUAAAUCAUAUUUCUAUGGUAAAUGGGCUGAAAUGGGUAAAUCUGAUGAAUGUGUGUGUGUGAAGGAAUGUUGUAUGUAUGUUUACACACUGAAACACAUACACUCACACUGAAGGUUGUUUGGCAAUAAAAUCUUGUGAAAAGAAA
Molecule: messenger RNA, 7214 nt
Organism: Octopus sinensis (East Asian common octopus)
Lineage: Eukaryota; Metazoa; Mollusca; Cephalopoda; Octopoda; Octopodidae
Product: zinc finger protein 883-like
Exons: 2
Coding region: 1316-3217 (633 amino acids)
Biological process (GO): regulation of transcription by RNA polymerase II
Molecular function (GO): RNA polymerase II cis-regulatory region sequence-specific DNA binding; DNA-binding transcription factor activity, RNA polymerase II-specific
Source: RefSeq, a predicted model, not a curated record